Molecule: messenger RNA, 4234 nt
Organism: Dermacentor silvarum
Lineage: Eukaryota; Metazoa; Arthropoda; Arachnida; Ixodida; Ixodidae
Exons: 2
Coding region: 199-2223 (674 amino acids)
Source: RefSeq, a predicted model, not a curated record
GAGUUGCUGUUCUGGCAAACCACCACCGACGCUUGCAGAAAAAUACUGCCGCAUGCCGCACACUGGGAUUUGCUUCAAUUUUCUGUGCGCAGAGAGAGAGAGAGAGAGAGUGCCGCGCUGCAAGGAAAGCAGUCGUCCACGCCACUUGAUGCGCUGAACGGCGAUUGCAUUGUACUACGAGGCUUCAGCAGGUGCUCGAUGGCUGGCACGAUGGAUGCAGCGUAUUCCGUCAUGCAUCAGCGGGUUGUGCAAGUAAUGGAAAAAAUCAAGCACUGCAAGCAUGGCGUCGGGAGCAAGAGAUGCGUCAUCAUUAGUAAAUUGCCUGCUCUCAACUUUGUGCUCUGGAAUACGCAACUCCAGCUUCAACAAACGACCCCGGGACGGAUAUGUUUGACGACUAUCUUCCCAGGACGUCAGCUUGAGAGCAUGGACGAAAGAUUGGCCCGUUUAGCGCGGUACCUUCUGAAAUUUGUUCUCCGGCGCCACCACUGCAUCGUGUCUAUCGAUAUUGAGAGCAUGAACCUACGAGAACCCACGAACGCACUGCUGCAGAUCUUAAUCCGCAAGGUACCUUCCUUGGUCAGCCUACGGAUAGCUGAUGGGUUCACAACUGCAGAAGAUCUGAGUUCCCUAGCAUCCGCUUUAGUCACGGCGUUUAGCCUCAAAGACUUACGUUUGCAAAGUGUCAUUCCCUUGAACGGCCUCUGCGCGCUCCUAUUGCACACCUUCUUUAGUAGAACAGAUACGUUGACCACUGUUUCAAUAGGCCACGUCGAGCAUGAGCACGCCUCACUGCUGCUGAAGGGACUUGAAAGAAACACUACAGUCCAGACGCUCACGUUAAGUACGUGCACCUGCUUCCAAGGUACGCCACACGGCUCCCCUCUGGUCGCGGUCUUGACCCAGAUGAACGCGCUGAGGACGCUGAACUUGAGCCGCUGCUGCUUCCAGUGUCGGAUGGGACUGAACGCCAUCAUGCAGGCGCUCGUCGACAACCGUCGCCUGUUGACGCUGUCGCUGCGCGGGUUCGCCUGUUGCGAGGCUUUCCGCGAACUGAUGCCACUACUGUUGACUCGUAACAGCGCGCUCCGCAAGUUGCACGUCCAGUAUUCCUCUGGAUACAACAUGGCGGAAUGCCCCUGCAAGAGCUUGGUGCAGAAAGGCGCAUGCUGCGCCAAUGACAGCGUCGCCGAUUACCGCGCGAGCGUCGCUCCGCUUACGGCAGGGAUUUCACGUAACGAGUGGCUGGAAGAACUGACUGUCGACCUUACAGAAUCAUCCUUGUCGGAGUGCGACAGUUUCUUCCAGAAUAUCCAGCUCAACAGAGCCCUGCGCAGGGUCGUCAUCUCGAAUAUGCGUCACGAAGACGCCGUUGAAAUAUGCGAGGCCAUUCGGCGCCACAGCGUUGGCAGGAUAGUUAGCAUACAGUGCCCGUUCGUCAUCUCGGAUUCCGUAGCGGCGGUCGUUUUGUGUAGCCAGAUGUCGUCUAUCUUAAUCGACGAAUUGCAGGUCAUCGACGAGGAACUUCUCUACAGUGCCAUGAGGCAGCUCCCUCGGUGGGACCACGUGAAAUGCGUCGCUCUUGUGUUCUCACCCAAUCAGCUGGCGUCAGUGCUUGAUCCUUUGCUCCAUUACGUGCGGACAACCACCACUCUGCGAGAGCUCCAAUUGGAAAUCGAAGGAGCUGUCGCUGAAGCGAUUAUUCGGCGAUCUCUCUUGACGACCCUUCUGGGCAACAGGAGCUUGCGAAGUCUGCGCAUCCAAGGAGGAAUGCUCGUUCGCGCAACUGAGGCGCAAGUCGUCGCUCGCGAGCUCGGCGCCAACGACACGCUCUGCCAGUUGGCCCUGUUCGAGGACCAAGAGGAAGAUGACGACCUCCUGCCAAUCCAGGUGCUGCUGAUUUGGCUGUUUCCAGAUCUUAGCGCGAACUUCACUCUCUGCGAACUGGAACACGAGGCGGUGCCGUACUCGACAAACUUACAGUUAUUGCAGGCAGUGCUGAACCGCAACCGCGAAUACGCGAUGCGCGCGGCGCACUAUGCAGUGGGCACCGACCGCAGCGACUACUGCAGCCGCGCCAUGAGACUCGUGUGGGACAAUCCACAGGUGCUCCUCAACGUCAUGGAAAUGGCGUCCAUCCGAGAGGACGAGGCGGCAGCCAGGAUCCAGCGAACGCUCGUCGAGCAAGCUUUGGAGAACCGAUACCUGAUUCCGAGGCCUUAGUAUGACGAGGAGUUACGGCUCAGUUUGUCCAGCCGACUGUAGCUCCGGACGUUUUUCACGACGCCUUGGUAACCUAGAAACAGUGUUAAAACGGGGCAGAGGGAGGCGCGGUGAGCUGUACAAUGGGUGCAGAAUGUGCAGUGCUGCGUACUACUUGCUCUGGAUUGUGUGUGAUGCGUCCUCUUAAAUGUUUUAGUUCAUUUUAACUUGACAGAGAUACGACACUUCGUUUACUUUUCUUCCUCUCGAUAGGUUUGCUGUUUGCGUCCGCUACGGCGUUGCCGUCGUCGUCAGGCGCCUUUUCAGCCUCGCUUGUCUCUGUACUGCAUCCAGUAGAAGGACGCAGAGGAGGAACAAACAGAAAGCUACCUUCCAGCAGCGAUAUUUCCCAGAAAAGACACUUUUAUCCCCCUACCAUUACGUCACAUACACGUGUCCACUUAUUUAUACCAAAAUGGACGCUGCUUGUUAAAACAUGCAAAUUGAAUCAUUCACUACCAUUGCUGACGCAUGCAUAGUGUCCUUCAUAACUGACGGCACAGUUGCAGUAAGCUAGAAUCCAAAAUUUAGUUGCUGGAACCAGCAUCAAGGAGUGUUAAGAGCUGGAUGUCCGAAUAGCAGAAAGGAUAUAUUAUAUUAAAACAAAAUUUUAGUUCUUUUACUGCGACGCUUUUUAUGUGUCACCACGUUCAGUUUUUCUGUUGCCUGUCCAAAGUGUUGUUUUUUGUUAUCAGAUGUUUAAAAUUUAUAUCGUGACAGCAGCGCAGGUGGUGUUUCCACGCAGAGAUUCUGUUACAAGGGCUGCAUUAAACGUCAAAGAAACCUACACAAAAUGUCUAAUAAACAAAAAUUCACGAAUUCGGAACUACGACAUAAUUGGUAAUUUUUGAUACGGCAGAAUUCGUUAUCACGAAGGAAGGGAUAAGGGUGAUGAAAUAUUUAUCGGUGUUAUUGGUGAGCUGGCUCGAACGUGCAUGUUACUUGACGAUGACGAGGUAGUUUGUCUGGCCAGCAGAGGAGUACAGACAUGAAAAUUUUGGGAGUUACUGUCAUUCAAAUUUAUGAGGAAAAUUUCGUGACUGGGCAUAUCCUUCCGGCGAGAAGGCAGCGCUAGUCCUUCGGCGCUCCUUGCACGCUUUGUUUCAGAUACGCUGAGUGCAAACUUUGACAAUUAAUAUUUCAAUCUGUGCGUGAAUUCUAGAUUUAAAGAAUUGGGCAGGUGUUUAAAAGCGACUGCGCCCAUUUCUGUCAUAUCAACAAUUAUCAUAAAUAUUGGAGUUUAAAAGUUAAUUAGUGAGCUUUUGGGUAAUUACACAUUUUGUGUAGUUUUCUUUCUGGUGUUUAAUGCAGCCCUUGUAUUAGAAUAUCUAUUUGAAAACAUCAUAUGCACCACUUUCAGAGUAUGACCAUCAAAAAUCUAUUACCGAAAAAAAGGAACCCUGCAUAUAAGCGCCAAGGUUACUGACAGCGAUUGUAGCUGGUGAUGGGUAUUGCACGCAGAGAGACAGAAGCAAGGAAAGGCAGCCAGGCACACGGCCGGUUUGCUAAUGAAACCGAUAGGUUGGCAAGUUUGUGCGGAUUCAUGGGUGACUGAUGCAGCGUUACAGGAAUGUGACAAUCGGUGGAACAGUUCACGCGCCAUUGUCUUGUCGGCCUCAAGUGCAGUUCUUGCAAAGUGUAGCUUUUAUACGCUACUAAGAAGCUUGGCGGGCCAACUAAAAGAAUUUUAUACACGCAAAUAGUCACUUGUGAAAAAGUUAGGCGUAGCGAGAUAGUAAGAGCCCUAUAAUUCCUUCCUACACCUUGCGGAAUUCCGCUGAACAGAUUUUCAGAAAUGCAUAUGUUUGAUGAACUUUCGUGCAAAUGCAGCUUUUUGCCGUAUGCUUCUUAUUUGCUCCAUGGCACUUGGUUUCGAUAGCAUUGCAUUUUUACAGUUCUUAUCGUACUUUAGUGUUUGCUCUAUGCGCACACGUUGGAAUAUAUGCCAAAGAAAGCUUUAGGAAGGUGGUGU